Molecule: messenger RNA, 576 nt
Organism: Dovyalis caffra
Lineage: Eukaryota; Viridiplantae; Streptophyta; Magnoliopsida; Malpighiales; Salicaceae
Source: the annotation of a GenBank genome assembly
AUGGAGAGGCCAGAGGCAAUUGGACUAGAAGGGUGCGCUCCUGGAGAAGGGUUUGUGAAGGUGGAAAAGGUAUUGCUUCCAGAUUCUUCAGUUGCAGUUUGGGCGAACACAACUACCAGUCGUGCAAACUGUGAAAAGCAAUGCAAGAGUAAUUGUUCAUGCUCUGCGUACGCAAUUGUAGAUGCUCCAGGAAGAGCAAAGGGCUGCGUUACAUGGUAUGGUGAAUUAAUGGACGCAACAUAUGAUAGGAAUGACAGAUAUGAUCUGUAUGUUCGAGUCGAUGCCCUUGAACUAGCUGAUAAAUCAAGGAAAUCAAAUGGCUCUCUUGAAAAGGAGUUGCUGACCAUUCUUGUUCCAGCUGUUGUUUCCACUUGGCUGAUCAUUAGCAUAUUCCGAUCCGUCUGGCUCAGGAAGAGAGGAGAAAAAAAGUAUGCUGAGUUUGGAAAAAUUUCGGUAAAAUCAGAUGUGUUUAGUUUCGGGGUCAUGCUAUUGGAGAUCGUCAGUGGCAAGAGGAACAGCGAAUUUACUACAAAGGAUGAUUCCUUGACCUUGAUUGGGCAUGUAAGAGACUUCUAG